AUGGCUACCGUCGUGACCUCGAGUCCAGUCCCUCACUCCCCGCCCGGCCCCGAAACCAAGCGGCCAAAGGGCAUCCUAAAGAACUCCUUCCAGCGAUCUCCACCCGUGUCUCCCACCCAGCUCCACCACGCAAAUUCCGCGACUCCCGAGGCCGACGACGACUCCAUCACCGAGAAGGAGCUCACCAUUCAAAAUACCCAGUACAAUGCCGGCCACCGCCGCUCCUCCUCCGCCGCCCGCCCCGCCGGCUCCCGGCGCCAAUCCUCCAGGACCCCCAGCCACCACGGCGACGAGGAGUCGUCGCAGCGCCUCAAGUGGGACGAGGCCAACCUUUACCUGACCGAGCAGGAGCGCUCCUCCACCAUGAAGAUCACCGAGCCAAAGACCCCCUACGCCAAGCACUACGACCCCGCCGAGGAUCCCUCCGACGACGACCACGACAUCGACAUGGUCGGGUCGGGCAUCCCCAAGCCCGCCCGGUCCGGCAAGACCGCCUCCAAUGCCGAGGAUGAGAUUCCCGGCCUGUCGCUCGGCGAGCCCGAGGAGGCCGUCCCCGAGCCUGAGCCCGUCCCCGCCGACGAGGUCGCCAUGAAGCACAGAGGAAGCAGGGUGCACGUAGACGACGCCGGAUCCGGCCACGAUAACGACGACGACGAGCUGGUCGGACUCAGCCCCGAGGAGCGUGAAAAGCACCGCCGCUUUACCCAGAUGCGCAAGAAGCACUACGAGAUGAAGAAUGUCGCCCACCUGCUGGGCCACCCCGAGGACCUCGAUGAUCUAGCCGGCGAUGACGACGAAAGCAAUGGCCGCGCCGUCCCUCCCGUUCCGAACUCAAAUGGACGGGCUGUAUAG
Phaeoacremonium minimum UCRPA7 is the source of this 852-nucleotide messenger RNA. Its product is annotated as putative glc8 protein. NCBI's taxonomy places the organism in Eukaryota, Fungi, Ascomycota, Sordariomycetes, Togniniales, Togniniaceae. The record is from RefSeq and is a predicted model, not a curated record. Bases 1 to 852 code for a protein of 283 amino acids. Gene Ontology annotation, biological process: regulation of signal transduction. Gene Ontology annotation, molecular function: protein phosphatase inhibitor activity. The transcript is spliced from 2 exons.